Molecule: messenger RNA, 6225 nt
Organism: Magallana angulata
Lineage: Eukaryota; Metazoa; Mollusca; Bivalvia; Ostreida; Ostreidae
Product: nascent polypeptide-associated complex subunit alpha, muscle-specific form-like
Exons: 14
Coding region: 87-5285 (1732 amino acids)
Biological process (GO): regulation of chromosome segregation; regulation of mitotic nuclear division
Cellular component (GO): chromosome; nucleus
Molecular function (GO): protein binding
Source: RefSeq, a predicted model, not a curated record
UGAAUGCUAUACGUCAUCAAUUAUUCGCGCUUCGAUUUCGAUGAGGACAUGAAAACCGUCGUGUAAAUUAAAUACAUUAGUAAAAGAUGUUGCAUGGUAAAAUUGUUGUAAUUAAAAGGACAGGUGCAGAUGGGGCCCAGUUUCCUUUGACUGCAGAUACUUGUGUGUUUGGAAGGUCCAGUGAAUGUGACAUAAGAAUACAGCUUCCAAAUGUUUCAAGGGAACACUGUAGGGUGACUGUUGAAAAUGGUCAAGUGUUUCUGACAAAUCUGAGCAACUCCAAUCCUGUCUCAUUAAAUGGGAAAAUUCUUGAAGGAAAGUCGAAACUCGUCAAUAAAGAUGUGUUCACCAUUAUAGACCGAUCAUUUAGAUUUGAACUCCCAGAUCACUUGCGUAACUCUUCACCUAAAAAGACUCCAAUAAAAUCUCCUCACAAGAUGAAGAUGGACACAAAGGUGCUGACCCCAUUGCAAAAGCCACCUUCAUCUCCCCAGAAAAUGAACAGGACACCUUUAAGUAAAAGUCCAAACAGAAGUUCAACACCUAAAGUAGGUUUAUCAAACACUAUCACCACUCCCAAAUCUAGGGUACAAUCUCCCAAGAAAACUCCAGCAACUGUUGGGAAGACACCUGUAUCAAUAGCAAAGUCUCCUGCUAAAAAGAGUCCAGGGAUGAAGACCCCUACUGUUACUCCUGCUAAAACUCCCAAAUCAGGAAGGAAAUCCAGGAGUGUGUCGCCCACGCCUAAGGCCUCAGCAGUUGCUACUCCCAAGUCCAAGAGAAAGUCAAGGAGUACCUCACCAAAAGGUCUGACUGUCUCUCCUAAGUCUCGGUCACCCAAGUCUGUAUCACUUCAAAGAAGCACAACCCCCAAGGUCAAAACACCUGUUGUGUUUACUUCUGAUAUUCCCCAGAAAGAUGCUAAGAGUACACCAGCAAGAAAUUCGAGGAGUACUUCACCAAAGGGUAGAUCACCUAAGUCAUCUUCUCCUAGGUCAAAAUCUCCCAAGGCUAAAUCUCCAAGGAGUGCUUCUCCUAAAGUUAAGUCUCCAAGGAGUGCUUCUCCUAAAGCUAAGUCUCCAAGGAGUGCAUCUCCUAAAGCUAAGUCUCCAAGAAGCGUUUCUCCGAAGGCAAAAUCACCAAGAAGUUCUUCUCCAAAGGCUCAAUCUCCAAUAAUUACAACUCCUGUCCAGGCAGCCAAAAUUGUCUCAACUCCCAAGUCUGGAAGAAAAUCAAGAAGUGUUUCACCUAAAGCAAAGACUCCUAUGGCUAAAUCCCCUGUUCCUGCAAGCACUCCCUCAAAAUCUGUUGGAGAAUUAAUGGCAACUCCUAAAUCUGGAAGAAAAUCGCUGAGUGGAUCACCAAAACCCAAAACGCCAGUUGUUUCUUCUACUCCAUCAAAGUCUGCAGAGCAGCCAAUGUCUACCCCCAAAACAGGAAGAAAAUCUAGGAGUGUUUCUCCAAAGAACAAAACACCUGCUACCUUGCCUAAAUCCAGGAGCCCCUCUCCUAAGGCCAAGACACCUGCCAAAACUCCAGCUACUCCUCAAGUGCCAGUUUCGGUGGAAAAAUCACCUAAAUGGACACCUGUGGUGAACAAGAAGAAAGAGAGAAGGUCUUUACCAGUUGGGACUGCAAUAAUCAGUGCAGCAUUGCCAAAGACACCUGCAAGUUCUGGAAAGAAAAGAAAGUCAACAGAAACUUUAGAAUCCAGGUCCAAGAAAGCCAGAGUGUCAUUUGGACCAAAGCUGAGCCCUGAACACUUCCUGAAAACUCUACCCCCAUCAACGCCAGUCAGAAAAGGAGCAACACCUAAAAGACCAGGAGCAGGAGCUGAGUCUCUGAAGCCUCUUUUGAAGAGGAAAUCUAUUGCUGCUUCCAAGAAGUCCCCAAUUAAGGAAGAAAGUCCAUUUAAAGCAAAGAGUCCAGGAAGAUCUCCUAAGGCUGGAGGCCGUUCACCAAGGAGUCCAAAGGGGGUUAAAUCUCCUAAAGCUAACAAAAGCCCUAUUGCUUCACCCAAAACACCAGGACAAAACAAAUCAGUAGAAGAAAAACCUACUAGUCCACGUACAAGGAGCCCAUCUCAUGGGAAAUCACCUGAAACAACACCUGCUGCACUGAAAAAUACCCCAGCCAAAUCACCACGCAGCAAAUCGCCGCAGGCUAAAGCAACACCUGUUGCUGCAAGGUCACCCAAGUCUCCAGCUGGCAGCAAAUCGCCACAGGCUAAAGCAACACCUGUUGCUGCAAGAUCACCCAAGUCUCCAGGUGGCAGCAAAUCGCCACGUAGUAAACCAGCAACCCCAAUAAAGUCUCCGAAGAAUACUCCCAAAAAGUCUCCAAAAAGUUCCAAGAAGUCUAAAUCAGUUGAUUCAAUGGAUGAAUCAUUUGCAAUUGAAGGUUUGUUUGAGACACCAAAUGUUUUCACAAGUACACCAAUGACAGGAAGUAACAAGAAGAGAAGAUCAGCAGUGCUGACCAAAUCUCAAUCCAAGAAAAAGCAACCAGUCAACAGAAGAGCAAGCACUGGAAAUCUUGAUGGCGUGAAGAGGUUGCUGAAGACUCCUAAAAGAUUGCCAGACACUAGUUUUACGGGUUUAUCUGAAAUGAUGAAAACACCAAAGGCAGCUUCAGCAAAGAAAACUACAACUCCCAAGGUUAAAUCUCCCAAAACUCCAUUAGAAACAAGUUACAGUGGAAUUGCUGCCAUGAUGGCAUCUCCAAAAGCACAAGCAGUCUCUUCAAAGAAAGGCUCUCCUAAAACCAUUGUUGCUUCUCCUGUUGUGAAGAAGCUUGACAAUACCAUGGCUGAUUUGAGGAAAGCUGUUGCUAUUCGAGCAAUCCUCGGAAAGGGGGCUACUCCAAAGAUGCCACAGGUUGCACCUAAAUCCUGGGCUGAUGUGGUCAAGAAAGGCAAGGCUAAGAAAGUUCUUACCCCACAAGCUAGAAGAGUUGUUCAUGUCAAGAGGCUUGGGAAGAGUAGCAAGAAAAAUCAAAGAAAGUCCAUUACUAAGACACCAAGAACCAUUGCCAGAGCCACUGCACCUACAACAGGACAUGCAGAUUCACCCAUGACCAUUGUCAUUGGCAAGAAGAGGGUGAAGACUCCAGCUGCUCUCCCCAAAAAGGGACGCAAAUCAUUAGGAAAAUCCAAGCAGGCUAUGAAGAACAAUGCUGUCAGUCCAUCAGGAGUAAAAGAUCUGUUUAAAACUCCAAAAGCCAAAUCGCCUAAGGCUAGAUCUCCAGCGGUCGCCACUCCCAUGAGUGCAGGAACUCCUCACUCCCUCUUCUCGGAUAUUCCUGACACUCCUAAUGGACCUGGUGAAAUGGCUGUGUCCCCUCUGAACAACAGCAUUGCUGCAGCAAGUCCACGAUUGUCUGGCAUGAAGAGGCUGUUUGCUCAGCCAAAGGGAGCUAAGUCACCUGCCAGUCCACUUGGAAUAGACAGAAUGAUGAAGUCGCCGGCAUCAGCAAAGGCUGCAAAAAGCCCCAAGUCUCCAAGAAGAGGAACAAAGAGAGGGGCCAAAGUUUUAGCCACUCCACCUCAGCCAACCAAGAAGAUCCGUGUGACCACCCCACAACAGAAAGCUACCAGUCCUGCCGUAAAGAUGACAACCCCAGUGGCUCCGAGUCCAGCUAAAUCUCCUGUAGCUAGAAGAGGAAGGAAAGCUGCUGCGAAAAAGACACCUACAACUACAGCAGAAAAAGGGACGAGAAGAGGAAGGCGUGCACAAGUCGAUGUGGCCACUGUCUCACCUGCUGUUGUCCAGACUUCACCCAAACCUGUUGCUGUUGUGGCACCUAUGAGCUCAAAAAAGAAGGUAGAGGAGGAAGCCAAGCCAGUCAAAAAUGGGAAAGAUGUAAUGAAACCCAUUGUAAACAUAACUCCAAUGAAGGAAGCUGUCGAAAAGGAGCAAAAGCGCACAACAAAGGAGAAGAAAGCUGCAACUCCAGUUAAGGAUUCUCCUAAACCUGCACCUAAAAAACGUGCUACAAGAGGCAAAGCAAGUACUAAGGAGGAUAAGGAAAAUGAGCCUAAAAUAAUCAGUCCAGCAAAAGGAAGAAGUACAAGAGGGAAAGCAGCUGCAAAGGUGUCGCCCAAAAAAGCAACUGCAAAAUCAACACCCAAGAAAGCAGCAUCACCUGCUAAACCAGCAGCUCGCAAAAGAACUAGGGGAGCUGCCGCAGAGGAGACUGUGCCAUCUAAGCAACAAAAAGUUGAAGAGAUUGUUGAAAAAGAAACUACCCCUCUCAAAAAGAGUCCUGCUAAGGGACGUGCAAAAAGAGGACGAGGAGCUGCAAUCAAAUUGGCAACUAAAAGUAAGAAAGCUGCAGAUCAAGAGGUUCCAGAGGAAGUAAUCGUCACUGCUGUUAACAGUCCAAAAGCUCCAAAGAGGAGGGGUGGAAGAGCAGCAGCAAAAAAGGUAGCAACACCAGUGAAACCUGCUGCACAGGAAAAAGCAGCAACACCAGCAGUCAGUACAAAAAAGAGGACAGCAACUAGACAGAAGAAAGCUCAACCAGAAAAUAAAGAUUUGGUUGUUAGUGCAGCAAGUCCUGUAAAGGCAGCAUCCCGCAAAAGGACCAGGGGAGCAGCCCCAGUGAAUUUGAGUUCACCCAAACAACAAAAAAUAGAAAGUGAGCCAGUGGCAGCGAGUCCUGUUAAAGCAACACGUCAGAGAAAGGGCAGGGCUGCCGUUGCUACAAAAGCAACACCCACUAAAGCAGCAAAGAGCAAAGCAGUGAAAAAGUCUCCUGCUAAGGAAACUAAUACUUCUAUGAAUGUAACUGUAGCAACACCAGCUAAAAGGGCUACACGAGGAAAGAAAGAAACACCGAAGAAGAAAGCAACACCAGCUAAAAGGGCCACACGAGGAAAGAAAGAAUCACCUGCAAAGGAAACUGAUGUUCCCAUGGAUAUCACUGUAGCAACUCCUGCAAAAAAAGCUGUAAGAGGAAAGAAAGCUGCAGCUUCAAAGCAGGCAAAGAACAAAGCUGCUACCCCAGUAAAGGAGGCAACACCGACAAAAGCAAGAGGUACAAGGGCCAAGCAGGCAAAGAACAAAGCUGCUACCCCAGUAAAGGAGGCAACACCAACAAAAGCAAGAGGUACAAGGGCCAAACCUGCAAAAGUUUCACCUGCCAAGAAAGUCACACCCAAGAAAACAGCUGCUGCUAAGAAAACUGCUGUCACACCUAAAGUUUCUACAAAGAAAACCAGGGGUAAAGCAACAGCCAAGGCUUCUUCUCCAGCUAAGAGAGUUACUCGAUUAAGGAAGAAGUAAAAUGUUGAAUUUGUGGACUUGUUCAGGAGUUACAAGUUUAUGCAAGAUUUCUUUUCAUAAUCUUUGAAUGAGAGGAUAUUAGAAUAUGAAUCUUGAGAGCAAAAAUUGAAUAAGGCAGCAGCGAUGUAUUAUCAAUUUUAUUUUUCGAUUUUUAUCUGUUAAAGUCAGAAAUUCUAACAAGUGAGAGUUUUUAAAGUUCGGAAGAUGUUGAUGUAAAAUGAUAUUCAUAUUUAUUCUUUGUUUUGUAUGAAAGAAAUUUAUUAGUGUGAAAGGUCAGGGAUUUUAGAAAAAAUUGUACAGAUAUUUAUGUAUAGUCAGCAUUGUAACUUUGUUUCUUUUACAUUUCUCCCCUUUUCUUCUCCGACUUCUUCUGCAAUGUGUUCUUAUUGAUCUUAUGUGUCUAUUUUAUAUAUGUUCAGCAUUUUAUCCAGUGUUCAUUUUCAAUAUUAUCCACCAUUCUGAUGUGUUCAGUGUAGUUAUUUUUGUAACCUUAGACAUUCAUUUUAUCACCAUGUUUAUUUUUAACUAGUGCAGAUCUUUUUAUUUUCAUUUUGUGCAUGUUUGUCAUUUUUUGUGUAUUGUCUAUUUAUGUAUGUAGAAGUAUUGGAGAUGCAUACAAAACUCGGAACCAGCAUAGCUGGUGAGGUAGUAUAGCUGUAAGAAAAUAGAUUUAGAUCUCUAGUGGACGGAUUAAUUACUGUUUAAAACUCGAUUGCUCCUUCUGAUUUCAACAACUAUUAAAGUGUAUGAAAUGUAAUUGAAAAAAAACUUUUAACUUUCCAUCAGUUUGUAUAGCAAGAUAAACCAUACUUUUAAAGGAAAGAAGACCGUUUUCUGUUUUAAGUAAAAACAUUUCAGAUAAAAUUGAGCUAUUUUCAAACCAAUAAAUGUUUUGUAUUCUAAAUCUCAUAUGGAUGAUCAAAUAAAUAUUGGAAGAAAU